This is a messenger RNA of Musca vetustissima, 3090 nucleotides long. RefSeq lists its product as uncharacterized. The record is from RefSeq and is a predicted model, not a curated record. The transcript has 2 exons. Lineage: Eukaryota; Metazoa; Arthropoda; Insecta; Diptera; Muscidae. The annotation marks the transcript as partial.
AUGUCCAGUCUAUUUGGCGCCCGAGGCGGCUUUGCCCAACCCCUGCAACCUCUACUGCAAUCGCUUUUGGGACCGAAUAGUACCCCCUCCACCACCACCCAACAAUAUUUGGAAAUGUUUCAAUAUUAUAAAAAUCUAAAUGCUUAUGCUGAUCUCAAUUCAACCUAUUCAACACUGUCGGCGAUGGGUGCGGGUCGCAUGCCCACCUCUGCAGGGCCAUCCUCCGCAAGUGCUGCAAAUCCUUUGGCUGCCUUGGGCGAUCUAAGUAUGUAUGGUCUGCCCUCGAGUGCAUUACAGGGUUUAAGUGCCAGUUCGGCGGGUAGUAUGAAUUUGGCAAGUAGUGUUUUGGCAGGAGCAUUACCUCCACCACCGCCACCACAGCCAACACCAUCCUCUGCAGCAGCAGCAAUUGCAGCAGCGGCCGCGGCAGCAGCUGCUAACUCAUCAAUGUAUACCUCUGCCGCCGCUGCCUCCUCGGCAUCAUCUUCUUCUACACCAUCGUCCAUGGUAAAUGCGGUUCUAUCAUCAGCCGCAGCAGCCUCCAGUAUGACCAACACCACAAGUUUUGAACAAUAUCAACAAUCGUUGCGGAAUUCCUAUCCCCAGCUGCCCAAUAUGUAUAGUUAUGCUGGUGAUUUUGGUAUUGGUUCGUCGGGUUCGACAAUAUUGGAUAAAUCAAAGUCGGGGAAAAACAAUAAACAUCAUUCGUCGUCGUCUUCGGGACAUAACAGCAAUAAAAAUUCUAGCAAUUUACCGGGUGGUAAGGGUAAUAAUAAUAAUACCACUCCAACCCCAGUUAGCCUGUACUCCUCGGCCUCGUCUUAUUUAAAUCAGCAGCAACAGCAACUACAGCAUCCAUCCUCACAUCAUCCUCAUUCAAGACCCAGUUCUAGAAAUACUCCAACAACAGCGGAAUCGAAUAAAACGAAAAAUAAUACAGCGCCCCCCAUCGCUGCUUCCUCGGCGUUAACAUCCUCAUCUGCCUCCAGUUCGACAUCCAGUACAACAAAGUCUACAAUUUCGACAUCAUCUACAAGUUCGUCUGCUUCCUCUUCCACAACAACAAAGUCGAAUAAUAGUGGUCAUGAUUCGCCCAACAAUACAAAUAGUUUAAUAAAUUAUCGGCGUUCCGAAUCUUCGGCCAGUGGUAAUCCAUCGACAAAAUCCCAACAAAGGAGACUGGGAAAUACGGAUCAGGCAAAGGGUAAUAAUAACACAGCUAGUGGAGGUGCGAGUUCGGUUAUUGCUUUGGGUACUCCCCAAAAAUCCUCAAUAUCCCAGCAGAAUCAGAGUCCAGCAUCAGCAUCUCACUCUACAAAUUCUAAAUCAUUAUCCAAAUCAAAUACUUCGUCGGCUAAUCAAAAAUCUCAACAAAAACAAACCACCACUUCAUCAACCUCAUCCUCCACCUCCUCCUCAUCGAUCUCCUCCUCCUCGACGUCCUCAUCCAAUUCCCAUAAUGUGUCUAAUAAUUCCGGCAAGUCAUCAUCAGCUAGUCUGGGUGGUGAAACCAGUCGUACCAUGAACAUGGGUAUUUUAUAUCCCAAAAAUCAGGACAAAUCCUCCGCCUCCUCCAAACCCAAUUCACCCAUGAAUAUGGGCAUUGUUUAUCCCAGAUCAUCCGGCUCAACAAAAUCCAAUAACAACACCACCACGAGCACAUCAUCAUCUUCAUCCACCACCAACUCUGAAAUGCAAAUAAUACCCACCUCUUCGCCGCCCGGAACCAUCAGCAUAUCGAAACAAUUAAAUGAUCUGUCACCAAGUAUAUCAUUGACAGCUGUUACCAAACAAACGACGACGACGUCAGGAGGUACAAAUAAAUCUGGGUCAGGGGGUGGUGGGUCAGGUGCAAUAAAUAUCAAAAGUAUAAGUGGUGGCUCCGGAGCCACAUCCUCCGCCUCCCCGAUACAAAUUAAUAAGGUUUUACAAAACAAUACGACAAUACGUAGGACCUCAAGUCCGGUUCAAGUGGCUGGGGGUUCAAAACAACAAUCAGGAAAUCCCAGCUCCGCCACAGGUCAAAAUGCCAGCAAUAUUUUGGCCCGCUUUAAGGCCAAACUACCCCAAAAUACCAGCAGCAGCAACAAUCCUCCACCCCUACAUCGGGCCAAUACCUCAUUGGGAAUUACACAAAAAACACCCACUGUCAACCUAACCUCCAAAACUCCAUCGGGUCUAAUUAUUACCAAUGUAAAAACCCCCAUCAAACAACAGCCACAAAAUUUUGGCAACAACAAAGGGGUAACCCCUACAACAACAGCAAGUGGCAGCAGCAACCAGGCGGCCGUCUCCACCCUGGCCAAACAACAGGCUGCCGUAUCAGUGGCCAAAUCCAAUAGCCAACAAAGGAUACCCCCGACCUCCUCCUCCACCACCUCCAUAAAUUUACAAAAAUCCUCCUCUAACAAUAACCUGCCCUCCAUAUCCUCCCUUAAGGGUGGCACAAUUAUCAAGAAAACCAAUCUAACCCCAGCUGGACGUCACAAACUACCCGUCUCUCUCAGUAAUUCGCCCUCGUUGACGGUGACCUCCAGCAAUAAAUUACCCAUAAUUAGCAGUGUCAAAUCGAUUUCACCUGCCAUGGCGGCCAGUAUGGCCGCUGCAUCAUCGUCCUCUGGGAAAUCGACAACAAUUUCCAAAAUCACAACAUCCUCCGGUUUGGUCAAUAAACCCUCGGUGGUAAAUGUGGCCAAAACAUUGGCCCAAAUGCAAAAGCGAAUGUCCUCCUCAAUGUCCGCCACAAUGGUGGCGGCCUCCUCUUCAUCAUCACAAUCAUCGACGACGGCAGCAGGAGGGAGUUCAAUGCGUAACACAGUCAACAUACGACCUGUGGUAAUGGAUUCUAAACAGAAUUCUGCUAAUAUAGCGGGUGGUGGGGGUAAUGCUGCCGGCAGCGGGGGUGGUGUCUAUAUUAUUGAGACAAAUAUCAAUGAUAAAAAAGUGGCAAUAGGAGCACCGACCAAAAGUGGCGGUGGCACAACAGUAACCAAAGUUUCUGCUCAAAAUCCAAAUAAACGCAAGAAUGCCGAUCCUCUGUCUAAGGAAAUCACUAUCGAAACUAAACGUCUAAAAAAUUAAAAAAAUUAA